AUGUCCAUUUCCAAUAUGAACUCGUUUUGCCAACACCUUCUGGAGGCAAAUAGGCUCAAUCAGCUGCUCCUGAAUCGCAUCCAGGAGCUUGAGCUUGAGCUUUCUCAAGUGCGACUAACAAGUAGGCCCCUGUAUACUCAGGAUACCCUGAACCCUCCCAAUCCCGCACCAUCAUCCACGCCUGUGACCAGACCGGCUGCAGCGCGUCUCAAGCGCACCGAGACACCCCAGCAGCUCUUUCUCAAGAACAUGACCGAUACCAAGGUCUACACCGUGGGCAUAGAACCUCAAGACGACCGUGGCCUCCUCCACGACUUUUUCGAAGACAUUCGGAAAUGGGCCAUCCACUAUACCAUCAAUCUGGCCGAUGAGGUACUCAGCCAUUGCUCAACGAUGAAGGAUGUGGUCGCCAUCAUAGGCGACAAGUCAGAUAUCCAUCAUCUGCUCGCUGAUCGCGAGAUGCGCCAAGAUGUUGUUUCAGCACUCAUUGUUCGAGACAUAGUCUUCCAUGCAAUCGGUGAAGGAUCAAUGUUCAACUCCAAGCACAGGAAUGGUGAGCUGUGCGGUGAGAUUGUCUCCAGUUUUGCAAUGCUCUCCCACCAAGACUAUCGCGCUAAGCACCAACUCUGCCUUCGACAAGCAGCUCUCUACCAAGAGAUGUAUGGAGAGCACAAUCAUCACGAAUGGCGCACCAAGCAGGCAAAUGAGCGUACAAAGGCGCUCCUCAACACACUUUCGCCCUUUCUCCAUUGGGGUAUCAAUACUGAUGGUGAGCAUUCGCUCAGUGAGCUCUACGUGAAGGGCUACCGCAUUGGUUUCCGCUUGCGCUCACAUGCGAUCAAAUGGCAAGUUAUCUUCCCCGUUGCGGGCAUGCAACUUGACCUCAAGCGCAUGGUCAAUCGCACGCUCAACCUAGCGGGUGAUCCGAUGACGACUUGGACGGAAUUGACGAAGAACCCGGAGAGGUACUUUGUAAGGUUUGCCAUCACGCCUACAAUGAUCAAGUCGGACUUUUCCGCGGGCUAUGAAGUCAAAGAGGUGGUGCAUUCGUCCUUGGUACAUGUUGGAAGGCAGAAUGUGUCCAGUCACAGAAAGGACACCCAGAUGACAUCAAGGAAGAACGGGCGGAAGAACUGAACG
Molecule: messenger RNA, 1140 nt
Organism: Paraphaeosphaeria sporulosa
Lineage: Eukaryota; Fungi; Ascomycota; Dothideomycetes; Pleosporales; Didymosphaeriaceae
Exons: 1
Coding region: 1-1137 (378 amino acids)
Source: RefSeq, a predicted model, not a curated record